AUGGCCGAAGCAUACGGACUCUCAUCAGGAGCUUUGAAAGGAAUUCUUUCAAAGACCGAAAGACAUUUAUUCGAAGGUAAACCAAUUACAGUACAAGUUACUAAUAUUAAAAUAAUUGAUCAAUCUCUUGAGAGUGGUAACGGCGAUUCAGCAGUCAAAUACCGAGUUUUACUUAAUGACGGAGCCUACUCGUUACAUGGAUUAAUCACUAGUGAGUGCAUCCCUUACUGUGAAGCUAACGGGUUCAAAAAAACGUCGGUCAUAAUUAUCAAAGACUAUAGCUUGGUCACCACUCAGAAGCAUAUUAUGAUCAUUAAUGACUUAGAAGUGAAGUUUCAAACCAGUAAUAAAGCUACGAAUACUUUGAUUUCAUGUGAUUCUUAUUAUGCUGAGCACCCAGAUGAUGAUUAUUUAGAAUUAGCUAAUAAGAGCCAAAAACAAGAAUCUGGAGAAUCAAACCAAGCCAAACCACCUCAACAACAGCAACAACCUCAGCAACCUCAGAAGACAAGCACGUUUCAACAAAGACACGUCAAUGCUAUUGAACAAUUAUCGCCAUAUCAAAACCAAUGGGUCAUUAAGGCCAGAGUUUCUUACAAAGGUGAUAUUAGAAAGUGGUCUAACGCGCGUGGUGAAGGUAAAUUAUUCAAUGUCAAUUUCUUAGACGAAUCUGAUGAAAUCAGAGCCACUGCUUUUAACGAUUUAGCUGAAAAGUUUUACAAUGAAUUGGAGGAAGGAAAGGUUUACUAUAUCAGUAAAGCCAGAAUUCAACAAGCCAAACCCCAAUUUUCACACUUAAGCCAUCCUUAUGAAUUGGCAUUGGAUAGAGAUACAAAUGUAGAAGAAUGUUUUGAUACAACUGAUGUUCCAAAAAUUCAUUUUAAUUUUACCAAAUUAAACCAAAUUGAAAGUUGUGAACCAAACUCAAUCAUUGAUGUGAUAGGUGUUUUAAAAGAAGUAAAUCCAGUUUUCCAAAUCACUGCAAAGUCAACAGGAAAACCAUUCGAUAGAAGAAACAUCACCAUUGUAGAUGAUUCCAAUUUUGCAAUCACUGUUGGAUUAUGGAAUAAUACAGCCGUUGAUUUCAAUACUGGCGAAGGUUCAGUCAUUGCCUUUAAGGGUUGCAAAAUUCAAGAUUUUGCUGGAAGAUCAUUGACAUUAACACAUGCUGGUUCUAUGAUGGCAAACCCCGACACCACUGAGGCAUAUCAAUUGAAAGGAUGGUUUGAUAAUCAAGGUGUCAAUGAAAAUUUUAAAACCCUAAAGAAUGAGAGUAGCUCUAACCAAAAUUUAAUUAAUAAUAGGAAAUCUAUAUUACAAGCUCAAGAAGAAAACUUAGGUAUGAGUGAAAAACCAGAUUUCUUCAACAUUAAGGCAACUGUCAAUUUCUUUAAAACAGAAAACUUUUGCUACCCAGCUUGUAAUAAUUCAUUACAAUCUAGUUCACAGCAACCAUCUUCAACAUGUAAUAGGAAAGUCGUUGAACAACCUGACGGUACUUGGAGAUGUGAAAAGUGUGACAUCAAUUUCAACGAGCCCCAUUAUAGAUACAUAUUGAACUGUUCCGUUAUGGACGCUUCCGGUCAAUUAUGGAUGACUUUAUUUGACCAAGAGGCUAUUAAGCUCUUUGGUAAAACUGCUGGUGAGUUGUUAGCUAUGAAAGAGAAACAAAAUAAUAAUGAAAGUAAUGAAUUUCAAGAUUUGAUCAACGAAAUUACGAUGAAAGAAUUCAACUUCAGAUUAAAAGCUAGACAGGACUCUUACAAUGGUGUUGUAAGAGUAAGAUACCAAGUUAUGACUAUUAAUGAUGUCGACUUUAAUGUAGAGUGUGAACAUUUAUGUUCAGAAUUAGAUUCAAUGUUGCAUUAG
Debaryomyces fabryi is the source of this 1869-nucleotide messenger RNA. It is a transcript of the gene RFA1, whose product is annotated as replication factor A subunit protein. The transcript has a single exon. Gene Ontology annotation, molecular function: DNA binding. The coding region runs from base 1 to 1869 and encodes 622 amino acids. Gene Ontology annotation, biological process: DNA recombination; DNA replication; DNA repair. Gene Ontology annotation, cellular component: nucleus. Lineage: Eukaryota; Fungi; Ascomycota; Pichiomycetes; Serinales; Debaryomycetaceae. The record is from RefSeq and is a predicted model, not a curated record.